Messenger RNA from Microtus oregoni (creeping vole), 3336 nucleotides. RefSeq names its product nuclear respiratory factor 1 (gene Nrf1). The transcript has 13 exons. The record is from RefSeq and is a predicted model, not a curated record. The coding region runs from base 279 to 1850 and encodes 523 amino acids. Gene Ontology annotation, molecular function: DNA-binding transcription factor activity, RNA polymerase II-specific; RNA polymerase II cis-regulatory region sequence-specific DNA binding. Lineage: Eukaryota; Metazoa; Chordata; Mammalia; Rodentia; Cricetidae. Gene Ontology annotation, cellular component: nucleus. Gene Ontology annotation, biological process: regulation of transcription by RNA polymerase II.
CGGCGGCAGAGGCGGCAGCGCUCGCCAUUGCCGCUGGUGGCAGGAGGCUGCGAGGAGCCGGCGCGGUCGCAGUCUCCACGGCGCAGGCCCACGGUAGCGCAGCCGCUCUGAGGUGGAAUACUAUGUGAUUUGAGUGUACCACGCUUUGUUUCCCAUCCACCCACUGAUGGACACUUGGGUAGCUCCCAUCUUUCGGCUGUUGUGAAUGAUGCUCCUAUGAACAUGGGUGUGCACAUAGCUCUGUGAGACCCUGCUUUCAGUUUUUCUGGUAGAUCUUCAUGGAGGACCACGGAGUGACCCAAACUGAACACAUGGCUACCAUAGAAGCCCAUGCAGUGGCUCAGCAAGUCCAGCAGGUCCAUGUAGCCACAUACACCGAGCACAGCAUGCUCAGUGCUGAUGAAGACUCUCCGUCCUCCCCUGAGGACACUUCUUAUGAUGAUUCGGAUAUCCUCAACUCCACGGCAGCGGAUGAGGUAACUGCACACCUGGCCGCCGCAGGUCCUGUGGGAAUGGCUGCUGCUGCUGCUGUGGCAACCGGGAAGAAACGGAAACGUCCUCACGUGUUUGAGUCUAAUCCGUCUAUCCGGAAGAGACAGCAGACACGUUUGCUUCGGAAGCUGAGAGCCACGUUAGAUGAAUAUACCACGCGAGUGGGGCAGCAGGCUAUCGUUCUCUGUAUCUCGCCCUCCAAACCCAACCCGGUCUUCAAGGUGUUUGGAGCAGCGCCUCUGGAGAACGUGGUGCGAAAGUACAAGAGCAUGAUCCUGGAAGACUUGGAGUCUGCUCUGGCAGAGCACGCCCCUGCGCCACAGGAGGUUAAUUCAGAGCUGCCACCUCUCACCAUAGACGGGAUUCCUGUCUCUGUGGACAAAAUGACCCAGGCUCAGCUCCGGGCAUUUAUCCCAGAGAUGCUCAAGUAUUCCACAGGUCGGGGAAAACCAGGCUGGGGGAAAGAAAGCUGCAAACCUAUCUGGUGGCCAGAAGACAUCCCAUGGGCCAAUGUCCGCAGUGAUGUCCGCACAGAAGAGCAAAAGCAGAGGGUUUCAUGGACCCAGGCAUUACGGACCAUAGUUAAAAAUUGUUAUAAGCAACAUGGACGGGAAGAUCUUUUAUAUGCUUUUGAAGAUCAGCAAACACAAACACAGGCCACUACCACACAUAGUAUAGCUCACCUUGUACCAUCCCAGACCGUAGUACAAACCUUCAGUAACCCUGAUGGCACCGUGUCACUCAUCCAGGUGGGUACGGGGGCAACAGUAGCUACAUUGGCCGAUGCUUCAGAACUGCCGACCACAGUCACUGUUGCCCAAGUGAAUUAUUCUGCUGUAGCUGAUGGAGAGGUGGAACAAAAUUGGGCCACGUUACAGGGAGGUGAAAUGACCAUCCAGACAACACAAGCAUCAGAGGCCACUCAGGCGGUGGCAUCACUGGCAGAGGCCGCAGUGGCAGCUUCUCAGGAAAUGCAACAGGGAGCUACUGUCACCAUGGCACUCAACAGUGAAGCUGCCGCCCAUGCUGUCGCCACACUGGCUGAAGCCACCUUACAAGGCGGGGGACAGAUAGUCCUGUCUGGGGAAACCGCAGCAGCCGUUGGAGCACUUACUGGAGUCCAAGAUGCUAAUGGCCUCUUUAUGGCAGACUAUGGAGGUUCCAAGUGGAUCCUGGCAAGAAGGCUGCAGGUGGGCCUGGUCCAGAUCCCUGUGAGCAUGUACCAGACUGUGGUAACGAGCCUCGCCCAAGGCAACGGGCCAGUGCAGGUGGCCAUGGCCCCAGUAACCACCAGGAUAUCGGACAGCGCAGUCACCAUGGAUGGCCAGGCUGUGGAAGUGGUGACAUUGGAACAGUGACACGCAGCCCUAUCAUGGCAUCGUUUUCUAGUCUACUUCAAUUUUUUUACAUGUUUGCAGAGGUGCAAUCAAAUGGAAUUAAGUCUCUCGACUUGGAAAGAAAAGUUUUGGUAACCUUUUUUUUUUAAAAAGGAAGAAAGGCAGCAGAUUUUGGAAUCACAUUUUUUUAAAGCACCACUUCUGGGAUUUGGUGGAGCGAGAAACCACACCGAUUUCACUGUCCCAAAAAAGCCAAAUUGUGGCCGGACAUAUUGUGCGGAAACGUGUGUAUACUUAUGUGUGUGUAUGUGUGAGUGUGAAUAUAUGUAUAUGUGUACAUAUGGACAUACACAUUUGCAUAUGUGUAUAAAGUAUAUAUGUACAUACAUAUAUAUGUAUGAAACCCGCAUGGAGUUAACUGUAUGAAAUCAAGGUGAACUGUGGAAAAUUAACCCACCCAGUUUAGUGGGUGGUAGGGUACAUGGCCAGACACAGUCACCUGGUUUUCGUUCAUACCAGGGUCAUGCAUUGAGCUACUGACAAACUCAGGCAGAGGUGACCACGUCCUUCACCAAAGCUGCCUCCCAGUGGCCGCCUAGAACUCUGCUAGAUUCAAGCUAGGGGAGGAAGAUCCAGGACGCAAUGCGGUCCAGAAAGUGCUUACCGGAGUCCAGUCACCACGCAUUUUGCCAGCAGAGACUUUUCAGGCUGGCCCAGGUGCUGACCUUGCCUCAGGCAGGUAAAUGCCCUACAGGCUCCUGGCAGGGGCAAGAAAUCUGUCCUCCUGUUCCCACCUCCUCCCUUCCCAGGAAUCCUUGGUCUCGUGACUAAUAAAGAGUUGCUCUGGUUGCCAGGGCAGUCCGGAACCAGUUCCCUGUGAACUGAAGGCAACAGGAGUGUUGGGGGGCUGAGGAAAUGCUUGUGGAGCAGGCGGGUGUAAAUGCAGGGGUGUGUGUGCGUGUGUGUGUCUGUGUGUGUACUGGGGAGAGAUUGAGGAGAGUAUGGGAGAGCAGGAAGGGAAGGAGGGAGAAAACUUAAUAAACCAGGGUGCACCCAUGGGAGCCGUGCUCUCCCGCUAUCUAGUACGUUAGCAGAGGAGACUGCCAGGCAAAGGACCUCUGCCUGAAGGCUGGCCUGGCCGUCACAGGGCGUCAGGAGAGAAGGGACCGUGUUCCUGGUCUGGCCCUGCUCCAGGAGGACUCUGCAAGGACCGUUUUCCCAGGCACAUCGCGGCAGCCCAGGCCUGGCACAGCUUUCCUGCUCACAGUGUGGAUUGGACUGAGCGUUCUCUGCCGGUGUGGCCUGUGCUUCUUCAGCCACCAGCCCUGAGUCUCCAGGGGCUAAUUCAUCUGACUUCUUGACAAGCCAAAUCUCCGCUCCUCACGUACAGGGACAACUCUUCCUCCCUCCUCCCGGGUCCUCCCAUGUGUGUGAUAGUGUAUUUAAUGUGCUGUUCUGGUUUUUUGUUUUUUAAUGAGACAUUAAAAGAUUCUUCAUGUCUUGCUCA